AUGGAGCCAUCGCCCGGUAUAUCACCGUUUUGCGGAACAUGCGGAAGACAACUGGCAGAGAAACAGGGACCUAGCAUGGCGCUGGCAGCGCACGGAGUUAUCUUAAGCAUCGCCUUUGUCGCCCUCUUCCCCUGCUUCGCCAUUUCAAUCCACAUCUCGUACGCCAAGACAGUCCCACGGAUCCACUCUCCGCUCCAACUUGUCAGUGUCGCUUUUGCCAAUACCGGAGUGGGACUAGGAAUUUAUUUUGGUGUCACCGCGAAUAAAAUAGGCUCGUGCCAUUCAAUCAUCGGUCUGUUAGUCAUGGGCUUCCUCACCUUGUUUCAACUGCUUAUGGGCCUGGUUCAGCAUAUUCAUUUCCAGAGGACAGGCGGGAAGAGUCUCUUUACGUAUAUGCAUCGUUGGCUGGGGAGGUUGAUAAUUGUCCUGGGGAUCGUGAACGGAGGAAUUGGGUUUUUGGCCACCAAAGAUCAGGGUGAUGCUGCACCGGCAGGGGCUAUUGUUGUGUACUCGGUUGUUGCGGGUGUGGUUGGUGUGGCGUAUACCCUUGUUGAGGUCAUUCUUCCAGUUCGAUCCAAAGCCCACGAUGCGCAGAAGGGGUUUUCACCGACCGUGACCUAA
This is a messenger RNA of Aspergillus tanneri, 621 nucleotides long. Its product is annotated as cytochrome b561 domain-containing protein. NCBI's taxonomy places the organism in Eukaryota, Fungi, Ascomycota, Eurotiomycetes, Eurotiales, Aspergillaceae. The transcript is spliced from 2 exons. The record is from RefSeq and is a predicted model, not a curated record. Bases 1 to 621 code for a protein of 206 amino acids.